AGGUGUGCAUGAUUAGAAAUCCAGUAACUGAAAACGUGUUUGUUGCUGGUAACUAGAUUGACCUGAUACACUGAUAAAGGAGUUUCAUCACACACACCUAAUUAGAGUGAUCUAGGCCUUUUCCAGAUAUAUCCAGACUUUUUUUUCCCAAUAUAUCAUCUAAUUCCAGAGGAUUUCCUUUGAAGCAGUUUCUUGAAUUUUAAACGAAAAUGUUAAUACAGGGUGACUGGCAGUGUAUACAUGCAAAUAUCUAGCAAAUGCAAAUAUCAAAUAUCCUUCCUGCACUGUAAACUGGAUUUAAAAAAACAACUUUUGAAAUUAGGAGAAAACUUCAAAAAUGACAUGUCAACAAUUAACUGUAAACUGUAAACUGCAAAGAUCAAAUGCUAUAGGAAGAGCGAGCUGUUGUGGGUUUGUUUUUCUUGCUUCUCAGAUGACGGGUGUAAGAAAGAAAAUGAAAGUAGCUCGAGGUAAACUGUGAAACAUGACAAACAAGAAAGAUUAAACAAUUUGUUCGUAAGACUCCGUUCAAGACAGGAAUAAAUGAAAAACAACUGAUCAGAUUUCAAAUCAGCUGGGAAAGAUGGCUGAAUUCGAAGAAAAGGCAAAACAAUCUUGUGCUGAAGUUAAAGCUGACUCUUACAUAACCUCCCAACCAAAGGUAGAAAAGGAACUUGACACAAAAAAGAAUGAAGAACAUCAGAAAAAUAGUCGAGAUGUGCAACAAGUAAUGAGCCUUACUGUAGAGGAAGGAAACCAAGGUCAUAGUGAAGGGGAACACAGAGAAUGUUUUAAAGACCCAGGCAUGAAGAAUGAAAAAACAGAUGAGCAAGAUAAGGACACUGGGGUGAAACUGAUGGAGAAAAAUCAUGAGCAAGAAGAAAAGACUAUAGAACAUGAAGCAAAGACAUGUGAACUAAAAGAGAAUGCUGUAAAAGAAGGAGAGGUUACCGUAGAUAGGAAUGCAAGUCAUGGUGAGAAGAAUGACAAACAAGAAGAAAAGAAUAUAAAAGCAGAUGGAAAGAUAGCAGAGUUUGAAAAGGAGAAAAGUCAUGUAGAGGAGGGAAACCAAGGUCACAGUGAAAGCGAAAAACACAGAGAGUGUUUUAAGGAGCCAUGCCUGAAAAAUGAAGAAAGAGAAGAGCAAGAUGAAGACAAGGUGGGGAAACAGAUGGAGCAAUGUCAUGAGCAAGAGGAAAAUACAAGAGAUCCUGGAGAAAAGAAAAGUGAACUAACAGAGAAUAGUUUAGAAGAAGGAGUGAGGAACAUAGAAGUUCUAAAGAAGAAUGCAAGUGAAGAUGAGAAGAAUGAUGAACCAGAAGAAAGGAAUGUAAAAAUAGAUGGGAAGAUAGCAGAGGGUGAAAAGGAGAAAAGUCAAGGAGAUGAGGAGGAAACCAGAGACCCAAGACAGCAGAGCAGCGAAGUAGUCAACAAUGGUGUUGAGGAAGGAGAGAUGAAUGUAGAACCAGAGAAGAAGGAAACAAUUCAAGAUAAAAAUGACAGUGAACAAGCAGAGAAGACAGAAGCAGUUGAAAGAUCAGCAGAGACCAGUAAAGUCAAGAAUAAAAGAUUUUAUGAAAAACAACCCUUUAAGAAAGCAAAGUACUUCACCAUCCAGACUGGCAACACUCGAGAUUCCCAUAAGGAAUUUUUGAAAUGUCUCCAUGAAAGGAAAUCCAGACUAAAGCGGACGGAUAAAGCAGAGAAGUGCAAAUUCAUUCUGGUUUUCUGCCCUGUGGUUUCCCGAGCAGGAACUGAUAUAGAAGCAGCACUGCAUCAACUAAAUGAAAUAUCAGGGAAUUCCAUCCACAAAAAUAAAGACACCAAACCUGCUGUUCUAGUGGUUCUCCAUUGUACAAAUGAUCCAGAGUGUGUUGUACCAGACAGCAGCAGAGCUGUAAACAGAGAGAAUAUGAUCACAGUUGACUGUCUAUUCCAUGAGGAUAAUGGAUUACAUAAAUGCUUGAAGAACAAAGAGGCUGUGCAUGAAGUUAUUCAGUGGCUAAAAACAAAACCAUGGAGAAAUGCAGAGUAAGAUUUACAUAAAACACGAUGGUGUUACCAUAACAUACUCACCGAUGAGGUGGUGUGAUGCAGCCUCACACAAAACAGAGUCACUGUUAAAAGCCGAAGCGGAUUAUUUUCCUAUUAUAGUACCUCUUAUCCCACAAUAAUUUGGCAACAAUUGUGAUUUUUCUAAAAUAAAGUUUUUAUAUAUUUUUAUUUGUUUAUAUUUAAUGUUGUCUAACAUCCAGCAAGUUCCAAAUUUAUAAACAAAUGUUUCCUCAGCCUCUUUUUCUUUUUUCAUUUGUAGUUAAAUAAAUAAAUAAAUAAAUAUAUAACUUGCAGCUUAUCAUGUUAUAGAAAGUCAUGUUAAGACUUUCCAGUGGUGGAAAACUUACUGUUUCAAAGCACUGACAUUAUUGACUCUUCAACAAAUGUUAUUUAAGAAAACAUCACUAUAUACUCAUAUUUUAAUUAUUUAAAUGACAGCAUAUAAUAAUCUGUUUAUUAUUAGUCUUAGAUUAUGUGGAACAUUCACCAUACAAGUCUCUGUGUUUUUUAAUUACAGAAAUGAUUUAUUAGAAUGAUCAAAUUACGAUAACCAAUAAACUAAUAAACUAAUAAAUAAUAAGCUGUUGGCUCAGAAGAAUUAAGUCAGUCAUUUUAUUUAAUAUUUUUUUUUGGAGGCUACCCUUCAAAAAAUUUGCAAACGUACCAAUAGCUAAUAAAACUGGGAUGACUCACUAAAUUUAUUGAUCAGGUAGAGCAAUCAGUGACAUAAUAUCAAUUACAUUGUCAUUACUGCCUAAUAAACUAUUCUGGUGAUGGAUAUUACUGCUUCGAAACUGUUUUAUUGAUUUAUUUAUUUUAUUAACUGAAUUUAAUCUUCUGAAACUUAAGAACUGAAAUCUUAAAAUCAAAACAACAUAAUCAACACAUGUUCAUGUCUUUUAAACAGCUUCACAGUAAAAUGUUUUAAUUCAUGUAAUAAUUUUUUUUCUACAUUCACUUUUUCAUUAAUUUUUUUAACAUACGCUAUAUACACUUCACACUGCUGUACUAGAUUUUAUGUACUUUAUAGUUGCAAAUGUAUGCUUUAUUAUUAGAAUGACAAUCAAGCUGCCUUGCUGAACCCCAAUAAAUUAC
Pangasianodon hypophthalmus (striped catfish) is the source of this 3150-nucleotide messenger RNA. RefSeq lists its product as uncharacterized. The record is from RefSeq and is a predicted model, not a curated record. The coding region runs from base 584 to 2035 and encodes 483 amino acids. NCBI's taxonomy places the organism in Eukaryota, Metazoa, Chordata, Actinopteri, Siluriformes, Pangasiidae. The transcript has 7 exons.